AGCGACGAGGCCGGAAUGCUCGCUGGAAGUGUGGCUGUAAGAGGCGAGUAGUGCGGCCGGACUGGAGCGGACUGGCGUGAACCACCGGGAGUCUUUUCUCUUGGUUUUCGUCGUUAACACCGCAAAGCCUGUAGGUGUGAGACGUUUGGACAGUUUUUUGAAGCCGAAAGCAGGAACGCCAUGACGGAGCCGCAGUCGGCGCUGUUGCUCAGGAGGCAGCUGGCAGAACUGAAUAAAAAUCCAGUUGAAGGAUUCUCUGCCGGCUUGAUCGACGAUAAUGACCUUUACCGAUGGGAAGUUCUAAUUAUUGGCCCCCCAGACACACUAUAUGAAGGUGGUGUGUUUAAAGCUCAUCUCACAUUCCCCAAAGACUAUCCACUCAGGCCUCCCAAAAUGAAAUUCAUCACUGAAAUAUGGCACCCGAAUGUUGACAAGAACGGUGAUGUAUGCAUUUCGAUAUUGCACGAGCCUGGAGAAGAUAAAUACGGUUACGAGAAACCAGAGGAACGCUGGCUUCCAAUUCACACUGUGGAAACCAUUAUGAUCAGUGUCAUAUCCAUGUUGGCAGACCCGAAUGGAGACUCCCCUGCAAAUGUAGAUGCUGCAAAAGAAUGGAGAGAAGACCGAAACGGUGAAUUCAAACGGAAAGUUGCCCGCUGUGUAAGAAAGAGCCAAGAGACUGCCUUUGAGUGAUACGUGUUCUGCAGCUUGUAGCUUCACUUUUUUCAGGGUCUCCAAUAGAGAAACAUGGCACUGUUUUCCUGCGUUCUACCCAUCUCUUGCCGGAAUUGUCCUUAUUUAAAUGUUGGCAAACACAGGCUUGCAAAAUGGGCUGAAAAAGAACAUACCAGUCAUUAUUGAUGCUGACAUGGAAGGCCUGGCAUGUGCCAACUUUAAAAAAAAAAAAAAAAAAAAA
This is a messenger RNA of Scleropages formosus (Asian bonytongue), 916 nucleotides long. RefSeq names its product ubiquitin-conjugating enzyme E2G 1a (UBC7 homolog, yeast) (gene ube2g1a). The coding region runs from base 181 to 693 and encodes 170 amino acids. The transcript has 6 exons. The record is from RefSeq and is a predicted model, not a curated record. NCBI's taxonomy places the organism in Eukaryota, Metazoa, Chordata, Actinopteri, Osteoglossiformes, Osteoglossidae.